Molecule: messenger RNA, 3063 nt
Organism: Caenorhabditis sp. 36 PRJEB53466
Lineage: Eukaryota; Metazoa; Nematoda; Chromadorea; Rhabditida; Rhabditidae
Source: the annotation of a GenBank genome assembly
AUGCACUUUCUACUGAGUCGUCUUCUUCAUCAACGCCAACUCAACGUCUCCGCGCAGCUCUUCAACGUCAGCCACUAUGAUAUUAUUACGGAUUUGGUGAGUUGCCUCCAACUAAAAAGGUUCUGAGAAUAUUCUAGAAACUGUAUUCUUAUAAUUUUGAAAUUUUACAGUCCAACACGUUUGCGUGCCUGAAAGAAAUCAUAAAUGCACCCACGUACCCGACCAACAAAGUAGAUCAAAGUGUCGUGGAAAUAGUAAUUGCGCGGUUGACAGCAGCUAUCCGAGAGACGGGCAGCAUUGAAUCGUACGCGGCGGAGCUGGUGGAUGUGCUCGAUGAAGUCAUCCGACAUCCGAUGACGACGUUCGACGACAGGAGCCGGGAUGUGGACAGUCCCCACUGUAAAAUUGCGUCGGACCUUCUCUCCAGUCUGUUUUUGGUACGAUUUUUUGUGAAUCGUUUGGAGUUAUAACGAUAAUCUCUUCUUUUUUUUUAGCACUAUGGCAAUAAGUCUGUGAUGACCCUCACUAUCCCGGUGGCUCUGAAAUGUCUGAAUUCUGAGAAUACGGAACUUGUAAAGAACACCACCAGCUACAUAUCACUGGCCGCCAUUCACAACGGAAAGACGCUUUCGUCCCACGCCAUGCAAAUCAUUUCUAACGUCAUCAGAGGGAAUUAUUCUUUGAUUCGCGUCCUCCCUCACGUUUACCCGGAUAACAAGGAGCCGUUCCAUGCGCAGUUGUCUCAAUUGAUGGAUGUAAGUCUCCACGCGUACAAACUCGACGUCAUCCCGAACUAUAUUCAGCUGCUCCAACACAAAUCAGUGGACACCAGCGAGAAGCUCUCUCUGCUCCAACUGGCCUCUAUGGUGGCGAACACGAAACCCGAAGUGUUAAUCCCGUACCUGCCCCGCUUCGACGUUUACCUAUUAUCCCCUCAAAUGUCGACUGCCCUCCUCAACAUUUACAUGUCGCUGAUCUCACAGAAUCGUACCAAAUCGCUCUCUCAAUUCCUGCCCACACUCAAGCUGGCCGCCCAAUCCAACGAGUACAUCAACAAUCGCACCACUAUCUGUAAAGUAAGUCCCCAUUCCUUCUUUCUUCGUAACUUACCACUUCUUGCAGAUAAUCGGCAACAUUGGCCGUGUCUCCUCCACGUUGGCUUCUGAAGCCGUCGACGAGCUCAUUCUGAUGGCUCGUCACAAUUUAGACGAUGCUCAGCUGCUCCAGACGAUUUUCAACGAGAUCGAAGCCAUCGGCUCGUUGUACUCGACUUCUGUUCGAAGACACGUGGCAUUUUUCCAAACUCUGCCGACAAACCGGACAAUUGAACGGAUUCUGGGGCAUGUGAACAGCGAGAAUGUGGUGCCACAGGAGAUUGACUAUCGGCUCAAGGAACAGUCGACUGAAUCGCUGCUGUCGAAGAACUCAAAGGUUUUUGGGAAUUUGAUAACGAGGUAAACCCUCACAACAGGGGCUUGACCUAACUUCACAAUUUCAGCGGCGGUAGAACUGUAUUCGAAGUGUGUGAAUCGCCGACAGUUGAGCUCUGUGAGUUGGACAGAAACACCCAUUCGCUGGCGAUGCAAUAUCAAAACAACAGAUCCAGUGGUUCGUUGAGCCGACGGAGUCAUGCCAGCAUUGCUCAUUCAUUAGGAACUCAUGGGUAAGUUCCUUUACACUUUAGUGAGCCAAGCCUCAUAGCAAGUUUUCGUUUUCAGGCCCUACUCGGACAUAAAUGAAUCCCGAGAGCUCUCCCUGCUCUCAGUGCCCUCCAGCUCCCGCACAAACGUCCUUCUGGCUCCGCCGUCCCGCGUCCAGACCCUUCCACAGUCGUUCGCCCCCGCAAUGACACAGAUUCAAAUGGGCAAAGACGGAAGAGUUCGGCCGGUUGGAGGAGGAAGAAGGCCCGUGCAAUGGCCCGCCGGUAGCACAGAAACAACUUUCCCGGCUCAUUUGGGUCCGAUCACCACGUCGAAGAUGUGCGCGUUGAAUGAGGAGGAUGAAAAGUGGAUUAAUGUGAGUGUUCGGAGCACUUCAGCUAGCUGAGGGAUUACUGUAUCGUUUCCAGAACGACCGCAAUGACGUGGUGUACAAAUUUGUGGAACAUCGCAAGAACAAGAUCAGACGGUACAUCGGAGAGGUGAACACCCGAUUCCCAGUCCCUGUUCAGUGUACUGUCGAAGGCUCCAAAGGCUCCAAGCACCGGAUGGUGAUACAUUUCUCGUGCCAAUCCCGCUCUUCGCCGUGCUGCGUCUUUACCAAGGAAUAUCUUUUCGCGUUCAAAACCAAAUAUCCGGCGUUCUGGCUUCAUUUUAUGUUCCUUCAAAUGGAAUGUUCCGCCAUCACACAGUUUGGAGAAGUCGUCGGGAAGGAUUCGCAACAGUAUCAGACUUUGGAGCACUGCUGGAAAUGUCUGCCGAGCUCAAUUACUAAGAAUGUUCCGUUCGAUACAAUGAUCACAGCAGCGUUCCCCAAUUCGAAAGAUCAGGAAAAACUGAUGAAGGAGCUGGAUGAAGCCGGAUUCUUUGCCUGUUUCACUAUGGACUCUUCGAAUAACUUCUGGAAUUGCAUCAGCUGUACAAAUCCGGAGAAAGUGCGGUAUUUUGUGGAAGAAGGAGGUGCAGAGAAGGUUCUCGAAGGACAAUUGAAGGAAAAGAAAGGGCGGUGGAGAUUCUUGAAACGAUGGAACACAAAGUACUUUACGUUGUCAUCGGCUGCUCUCAACUACAGUACCCAGCACAUGCCGGUGAGUUAGAGAUGACAUACUAUAAAUGUUGAGUUUUAAAUUUUCAGACGGAUUCUCGAGCUCUGCUUCCUUCAAUCGAUCUCCGCUCAAUCCGAUCCGUCCGGUCGUUGGGACGUGGCAAGAAAUCACGGAAGAGCUUGAGGAAAGCUUUCGAGAUCUUUACAUCGGACAACACUUCCCUGAUUCUGAAGGUAACUAAAAUAGUCUGAAACCCUAUGAAAAUCAAGGUUUUUCAGGCCAAAGAUGAGAAAAACGCCGAAGAAUGGCUACACUGUCUUCAAAUCGCAAUGGCUCACGCCAGAAGAGAACUCGUUUGA